AUGGUUCCUAUGUACGCCAAUGCGUAUAUGGUCAUUUAUGAAGAAAAACAGGUGUUGCAACGAUACAAGAGCAAUAUAUUGUCAUACUAUAAAUUUAUCGAUGAUCUGCUUAUAAUUUGGAAUAAAUUGGUAGAAGAAGCACAGAAUAUGGUUCAAGAACUUAACCAAUUGCAAACACCGGUUAGAUUCACAGCAGAGAUCAGUGCAGAAAAAGUACACUACUUGGAUUUACAGAUAACAGUGGGACCUUCUAAAUUACAAUAUUCAUUGUACACCAAGCCUACAGACAGGAACACUAUACUUCAUUACCAAAGUGCACACCCAAGGGCGCUUAAAAAUUCACUACCUAAAGCGCAGUUUCUGCGAGUUAUUAGGAACAAUUCUGAUGUCCAAACUAUGGAAACUCAGAUCACAGAAAUGAAGACUAAGUUCUUACAAAGAGGAUAUAAUUGUCAUAUCCUCGAGACAGCGCUUCAAGAAGCACAGAAGAUGCGCGCUGUUGAAAUUAAGAGCAAGUCAUCAGAAUGGUGUUCCCAAUGCUAUAUCAGCAAACAUCCCCUCAAGUAG
Molecule: messenger RNA, 567 nt
Organism: Pelobates cultripes (western spadefoot toad)
Lineage: Eukaryota; Metazoa; Chordata; Amphibia; Anura; Pelobatidae
Source: the annotation of a GenBank genome assembly